UUACUACCAUGUCUACAUAAAUCAGUCUUACUUAUUCGAAUCCACAGUUCAUUUCUACAUCGUCCAUCGCCAUGGCUCGCCAAUCUGGUAUCAUGCUCUACAAUGAGGCUUAUGAUCACUUCGCUGCCGGCCGGAUCCGCGAAACCAUCGACUGCUACAGAAGAGCGGUCAUCCAAAUCGUAGCGAACGAGAACAUCCAUCAGCAAGUGGGGAAUCAGCUCCCUCCGACGCAUGCCUCCGAGCUGCUCGUCUUUAUCUGGCAGAACAUGGUUUCCUUCUUCAACCGCUCCGCGCACGAAGGGUUCACGCAAGAAAAUUACCCGGAAGCCUAUGAACUGAUCUAUGCAUAUCGUCCGACUUCCACACUGUCCUCACACCCCAACUUCAAAGGCUCCCCGGCCAAGUUGAAAUUGCUGAAGGCUAUGCAGAUCAUCGCAGGCCUGACGCUGGGCCUCAUGGCAUGGGAAAAGGGCGACCGCCCGACCGCCGCAAAACGCUAUAAAGAAUCCCUCGACGCUGCUGCCGCCUAUCCGACUUUUACCGGGGAAAGCACGCCCGAGACCAAUCUCGAUUGUGCGGUCGCGUUCAACGUCAAGCAGAUGAAAGACAACCUUGCCAUCCUUGUCAGCAGAGAUGCGCUGCUGGCAGGUGAGCACAGCGGGCGGAAAGAGGUCCUCGAAUUGAGGAACUCGCGCGUCGCCGAAGACGGUACCCUUGAGCCCCAGAACACGUUCACUGUUUCAACCGAUCCCUGUGGAAGAGAAGGGUGCGGCAAACGAGGGGUCGGAUACAAACGAUGCGGAGGGUGCAAACAAGUGACCUACUGCGGGGCUGAAUGUCAAAAACUAGACUGGAAGGCAAAACACAAAACUGCAUGUCGCCUUCAAGCCAAAGAGUGAACUACGCGGAACGCAGAAUUUCCAAAUGGGUAUUGUCACAUGUAACAUAUGUAUAUCAGCACAACUGUACUAUGGCAUAAUGUUAUGCUAACAAUCAUCUCAUCGCUGUAUUCCCGCUGACUAUGAAACGUCGGCCAAAUUGCCACCGGCCGCACGCUCGACUCCCUUCACCAUCUUCUCCAACUUGUUUGCCUGCUGGGGACUCGGUCCGUCUUCGUCUUCGUCCUCUGCACUGGCAGGCCCCUGGACCAUGACUCGAGCGACAAAUGCUGCGAUCGCUUUCUCUCCGACUUCACCAUGGGCACGAGGACCCCAGCGCCACUCAUAAGCCUGGCCGGAUUCUUCAUCCUGAGUUACCCGUCCUCGCUUGCCUUUGCUCUUCUUCCCUGUUUCGCCGACCUGAAUGCGCUCCAGAUAGCCCUGUCGUACGAUGAGAGUCAGGUAUUCAUCGAGAGUCAUCUCCCGAUGAGUCGAGAGGGCGGAGAAUCGGAUCUUCCCGCCGGCGGUCAGUCCGAGUCGGCGCAACUGGCUGUACUUACGAUCACCCACGACGCGCCCGUUCACAAGGACUAGUGAAAGUAUGGUAUAAAGAAUCCCCAGAGGACCAACUUGGUCUGCCUGGGCCCAAGAGAUGAUGGUUCCCGAGCGGCUUCCUGAGUCGUCCUCCUCGUCGUCAGAGGGCCCAUCCACUGCUUCCUCCUCUAGAAUAUCUUCAUGAACGAUAGAAGCCUGGUCGAGAAGCCUUUGGUUCAGGACAGAGCGUACGAUGAAG
Mycena citricolor is the source of this 1671-nucleotide messenger RNA. NCBI's taxonomy places the organism in Eukaryota, Fungi, Basidiomycota, Agaricomycetes, Agaricales, Mycenaceae. The record is from the annotation of a GenBank genome assembly.